AUGAAUGAGACUGAUUUAUUAAGAAGUAAAAGGGAACUAUUUCACAGUGAAAUUAGAAAAAAUCAAUUAGAAAAAAUCUUUAAUGUGAAAAGAAAAGUUUCAAAUUCUGAUACACUUAUUUCUGAUUAUUAUGCUUAGUAAAUACAAUAUAUGGGCAAGAUUAAAUUAUUGGAUCUAUUAGUAUUAAUAAAUGAGAAAGUAAAUAAACCUAUUAUUGAAAUGGUUUAAAAUGAUCUUGGUGUUUAGUUAUGUAAAUUUCUUAAUUUAAAUGAACUCUAUUCUAAUUGGGAUUUGUUUAAAAAUAUAUUAACUUAUUUAAAUAAUUUAGUAUUAUUGCCAGAUGAACAUUUGUGUAAUUAUCCAAAAUUUAAUGACAUGCUUAUAGCAUUUUCAUAAUUAUUUAUACUUUUAGAAUCUGAAAUAUUUCGAAAAGGAUUUUGUAUCAAAGGAAACGACUAAAAUUAUCCAUUAGAAAUGGGAUAAGAUGAUAUAUGUAGAUUAUCAUAUACAUUCAUUAAAAUUGGUUAAAUUUUGAUGUAUUCAUCAACAACAUUUUAAUCAAGAGGAGAAUUAUUAAGAAGUAAAGUUUUUGUACAUAGUAUAUGUCAUGCAUUUCAUGUAUUUAUUUAUAAUACAUAAUUUAGAAUUAAAUGGAUAACAAUGUUCUAGAAUUCCAUCUACAAUUAAUUGCCUCUUUAUUGUAGGAUUUGUACAAGUAGGAUAAUGAUUGUAAAAAACAUGUUGAAGUCUUUAUUAAACCUAUUUGUAGUGCAUUGUCAACUAAAAAUUUGGAUAAAUUAAAUUAUUUAUUAUAAAUUUUGCUUAAUUUGACAUUUGUAGGAAUGCAUAAUGGAUAUGUAUAAAAUAUAUAUAGAUAUUCAAAAUUAGAUUAAUCAAAUUUUUUAAUUUAAUGGAGCUUUAUAAUUGAUGUCAAUUUUGAAUGAAGGUUAUAAUGAUUAAUUGACUUUAAGAAUUAUAGCAGAAAUAGCAUCAUAAAGUCCAGCUCAUAUUGAAAUUCUAAAUAAAAAUGGAUUAGUCUAAUAAUUAAAAACUAAACUAUGUUCAAAUAAGUAAUUAAUCUAUAUUUAAUAUAAUAUAGUAAAUUAGUUUAAAAUUAAGCCUUAUGGGUCUUAGAAUUUUGUCUUUGUGGAGGCAAAUAAUUUUAUGAUAUCAUAUUUACAUAAAAUGAUAUUACAAAUUAUGUUAUCCAAUUAUUGAAUUCAUAAGAUGAAUAGAUACAUAUUUAAGCGUGUUUUACUUUAUGUGCAUAUCUUCAAAAAGGUAAUUUUCAAUAAACACAAUAACUAUGUUAAUCUAAAAUACAUUUAAAAGUAUUUUAAUUUUUGCAUUUGCAAAAUGUAGAAUUAUAAUAGGCAAUUCUUGAAGUUAUUGUAGAAAUAUUGAACAAAGAAACAUGGCAAAGUAAUGAAUACUCAUUGAUAUGUCCGUCUGAAAAAGAAAAUUUACGUUUUAUUUUAGAAAAGUUUGAUGGAGAUCAAUCUAUAUAUUCAAUGAUAAAUAAUGUAUUAUCAUAUUUAUGAAAUUAUAUAUAAUAUAAUUAUAAUAAAAUGCCAAAAAUUUAUAAAAAUUGAAGCAGUAAAUUAUAAGGACAUUAAAUUUGAUACUGAGAAAGAAUAAUUUUUCAAUUUCUAUUUUGAAGUACCUUAAAGAUGGUUUUAAGAUGAUGGAGAAAUAAUUUUUGGUUUAAAGUUCCUCAUUUUAUUCAUAAAAAAGUAAUCUAAAAUUAUACAAAAAUAAGGGCAUGUCUUUCUGUAGUAAAACAGAACAUAAUAAAAUUGAAAAGAUAGAAUUAAUAUAAAUAUUUCUUAAAAAUAUGUUGUAAAAAGAAAAAAUGUUCAUAUUUGAUUAAUAGUACUAUAAAAAAAUGA
Paramecium sonneborni is the source of this 1889-nucleotide messenger RNA. The record is from the annotation of a GenBank genome assembly. Lineage: Eukaryota; Ciliophora; Oligohymenophorea; Peniculida; Parameciidae.